Camponotus floridanus (Florida carpenter ant) is the source of this 4921-nucleotide messenger RNA. RefSeq lists its product as uncharacterized. The coding region runs from base 270 to 4538 and encodes 1422 amino acids. The record is from RefSeq and is a predicted model, not a curated record. The transcript is spliced from 20 exons. Lineage: Eukaryota; Metazoa; Arthropoda; Insecta; Hymenoptera; Formicidae.
ACGGGUGCCACUCGCACCGCACGCGUGAUAUCGGCGUACACCCGCACGCCUUUUCUUCGCGCGAUCAGGACGAACAGGACGAGGAACACAGCGGGAACCCAUCCGCGACGAUUUCUUCUUCGCUGUUCCUUUUUUUUAGCAGAAUCACACUAGGCAGAAAAAGGAUUUGUAAGAAAAAAAGCAGAACUCUCCAGGGGAGAGCUAUCCAUCAUCGGGAUUUAACGAUUGACAUGUAUACGGUAUAAUAAUCGUUACAUUUAAAUAUCGCAAUGUGGAGAACUCAUCGAUCAAUUUGCGUGCUGCCAAUUAUCUGGAUAUUCAUUGUAUUAAAUUUGUUAAUUAAUGUUUCAGCGCAAACAAUCGUUGGUUGCAAUGGUGGUUUAGGUAGGGUUGUUUACGAGAGACUUCCAGAUCAACAACUUCAAGGUUUCGACGAUGAUGUGGUACGAGACUCGGCGGCUCCAUUUAGGGUUCUGGAAAAGUGUCAAGACCUAUGUCUGCGCGAUAGAACGGCGACGAAUAACUUGGUCCGCGCGUGUACAAGUUUUGACUUUCAACCUGGCAAUAGAAUUGCAUCCUUCAGCGGCGCGGCCGAGUACGAGGAGAGUACUUGCUAUUUAACGAGGGAACAGGCGCAGCCCGAGGGCAUCGGAAAUCUCAUGCUCGUACCGAAUAGCGUGCAUUUUACCGAAGUGUGCCUGACGUCUGAUAGAAUAGAGAGAGAAUGCCCAAAACGUCGUUACGUAUUUGAGAGGCAUCCGAGAAAGAAGCUGAAGCUACCCUUAACGGAUAUUAAAGAAGUCAGUGCUGCGAACAGAACCGAUUGUGAAGACAGGUGUCUUAAUGAGUUCAGUUUCGUCUGCCGAUCAGCGACGUACGAUACUGCCUUGAGAAGUUGUUCUCUCAGUCGUUUUACAAGAAGAACUCAUCCCGAAUUACUAGAGGAUGAUCCGAAUUCUGAUUAUCUGGAAAAUACUUGCCUCAAUGCCGAACGACGAUGUGAUGGCCUCGCCGUGUUUGUUAAAGAAGAAAAUAAACGUUUACGUGGUCCCUUUGAGGUAGAUAUUUACACAAACCUCACUUUGGACGAGUGUCAAGCGCUAUGUCUUAGAGCAGAGAUAUAUUUCUGCCGAAGCGUCGAGUUCGACGAGCAAACUCGGCAGUGUGUUAUAUCUGAGGAAGAUUCGGUUUCACAAAAGGACGACAUUGGCAUCAGUAGCAGUCCUAGCCAUCACUUUUAUGAUCUCGUCUGUUUAGAUAAUCAUCCGUCCGUAGCGCGCGGUUCCGAAUAUCCGGACAGCAGCUCGUCGUCCCACCUCUUCUCUGACGGUCGACGUCCAGACACGGCCUUCCAGCGUUACCGGAACUCGCGUCUGAGCGGUGAGUUUCAUUCGGAGAUUACUGGCCGCAGCCUCAGCGAAUGUCUUGACGAGUGUCUCCGGCAAACGAGCUUCCAAUGUCGCAGCGCCGUUUACUCCGAGCAUUAUCACACCUGUCGAUUGAGCCGAUUCAAUCAGCGAGAUGGUCACAGGAUUAUCUACGAUGCUGAUUACGAUUAUUACGAGAAUCUCAUGCAUCAAUAUCUAGACGGCGAUCGAGAUGGUCCUGGAUACAGACCGGAUCCUCUGGGACAGGACACAAACUUUGGACGACCCUCUUUAGGAAGACCGGGAUACCCGGACGAUUAUGAUAAAGGAUACUCCAGCAGCGUCAAACCGGAUCGUUAUCCCGAUCGUUAUCCAGAUCGUAUCCCAGAUCGUAUUCCAGAUCGUUAUCCAGAUCGUUAUCCAGAUCGAUACCCAGAUCGCUAUCCAGAUCGUUACCCCGAUCGAUACCCCGACCGUUAUCCCGAUCGUCGUCCUUUAGACGACAGGUAUCCGGACAUCAGAUAUCCUGGACAAUUCCCUUCGAGCGAUUCGGACAAUUAUCCAGACCGAUACCCUGUCGGCGAUCGAUAUCCCGAUAAAUAUCCUGCUGGAGAUCGUUAUCCCACAGGAGAUCGUUAUCCUACAGGAGAUCGUUAUCCCGCAGGAGAUCGUUAUCCCGCAGGAGAUCGUUAUCCCAUAGGAGAUCGUUAUCCCACAGGAGAUCGUUAUCCCACAGGAGAUCGUUAUCCUUCUUCUGAUCGUUAUCCAGUUGGAGACCGUUAUCCAAUUUCAGAUCGGUAUCCGAUUUCCGAUCGAUAUCCCAUUAGAGGAGGAGAUCGUCAUCCUAUCGGCAGCGAUAGAUAUCCUACACCCGAUUCCGGAACAUUAGACAGAUAUCCUGUGAAUGGCCGAUAUCCUGUAAUACACGGUGUUCGAUAUCCAUCAACUCCGAGUCGGUAUCCCGUCGACGUCAGCGAUCGAUACCCAAAUAUGAUCGAUCGUUAUCCUCUCUCAGAAGAUCCUCAGGUGGAUCGAUAUCCUUCGGCAUUAGGUGGCGAUCGAAUCCCAAUUGAUCGGUAUCCAGCCACUGGCAGAUAUCCUGACAAGGAUCCCUAUGCUAAUCGCAGGUAUCCGCCGCCAGGACACGGAACGUAUUCGCACGGAUUCGUCGAUGACGGUCGCGGUCCUCAAAGCUAUGGUCCCGAGCCGCGUCCUCAAUAUGGUGGCGGACCUUAUGGUCCAGCUGCGCGACCCGCUGGAGGCUACGGUGGCGAUGGCGGUGGAAUCGUGGGUGGCGGAUAUAUAGGCGAAGGUGGUGUGUAUAACUCUCGUCCGUUUGGUACCGCCGGCGGACCCAUCAUAGGCAGACCUCCGUUAAUAUCCAGAUGCGAUGAGCAAGAUAACUUUAGACAAGUUGGACCUCACACUAGGGUGCGAAAGCCAUUUGUCAGACGAUAUACCACUGCAUCAUCGCUAGCUCAGUGCGAGAGAGAAUGUGCCGAUGCUAGAGACUUCGUUUGCAGAUCCUUCAAUUACCGGCCCUAUGCCGCACCUUACGGGGCCGAGAGGGACAAUUGCGAGCUCAGCGACCGGGACUCCAGGGACAUGGAGAUGGGCAGCCCAGUUUAUUACGACACAGGCUCCGACUACGACUUCUACGAGAGAAACAACGGUCGCCAAGGCGUAGAUGGGGAAUGUCUGGACGUGAGUCAAGUCUGUAGCGAGGAUGGGAUGGAAUUUACUCUGAGAACACCGGAGGGAUUCAUUGGACGAAUUUACACAUACGGAUACUACGAUCGGUGCUUCUUCCGUGGAAAUGGCGGGACUGUGAAUGUGCUUCGUAUCAGCGGACCACAAGGAUACCCCGAGUGCGGCACGCAGAGAUACGGCGAUACGAUGACAAACAUCGUGGUGGUGCAAUUUUCGGACUAUGUGCAAACCGGACGAGAUAAGCGAUUCAAUCUGACGUGCCUAUUUCGAGGACCUGGCGAGGCUGUCGUCACAUCCGGCUACAUCGGUGCCGGGUAUGCCAGAUCAGGGUCUCCCAUCCCCAUUGAAUACCUCCCAGCGGAAAACACCCUAAGUUCCAAAGUACGCUUGAUGAUUCUUUAUCAAGGUAGACCUACGACCACUAUCGCUGUUGGUGACCCUCUUACUUUCAGACUUGAAGCUCAGGACGGAUACAAUUACGUAACAGAUAUAUUUGCUACCAAUGUUAUUGCAAGAGAUCCCUAUUCUGGUAGAAGCGUUCAACUGAUAGACAGAUACGGCUGUCCAGUGGACAACUACGUGUUUCCGGGAUUGGAUCGCCUUCGUGACGGCGACAGCCUCGAGGCCCGCUUUAACGCCUUCAAAAUACCCGAAUCAAAUUUCCUGGUGUUCGAGGCGAACGUACGAACGUGCCGUGAUGGCUGCCAACCGGCGUAUUGCUCCGGUGGUACCGGUAGAAGCGAACCGUCCUUCGGCAGACGGCGAAGGGACGCAAGUAAUGAUACGGUAGCGGAUGAGAACGAAAUGUCACCGAUAACCGUGAUGGACGGUGGUACCGAGAAUGCGUCAACGAUUCUUAACGCGACCGGCAUCGUGGGCGAUGAACCCGAGAACGAAGAGGACAAGGAAGAGGAAGAGCAUGUCAGAGAAAUGAUAGAGGUUCUCGAUUCGAGAAUGGACAUUGAAGAUGAAACUGUCGUCGAAAGACAAACCAAGAUCUCGGAAAAUAUUUGUAUAACACAAAAUGAAUAUUACGGAUUAGUUACAGCAGUGGGAAUCCUCGUCGUUCUCUUGGCGUCCGUCGUUUUUUUGUCUAUGCUCGUUUACAGAAAAUACGUUUAUUCUGUGAUCAUGAAAAAUCGUAGACUCGACAAAACCUGCAACCGCAGCAAUCAUUCCGAUGAGCCGUACAGCAGCCGAGUCAACAACUUUUCUUUCAUGAGGACAGGUCUUCAGAAACCAUUUCAGGCCUCAUCGAUUUCGAGAUCAAUGAGCAACGCCAUCAGCCAACGUUUUGCCUCGUCGUCUACAGCUCUGGAAGGUGCUGUGGGAUUAUCUACUGGACGACGUACCGGUUUUGAUCCGAGCGAACCAAUCUAUACCGAUCCGUCACUCUUUGAGGUCACCCGUUGCUCGAACACCGCGAAAUCGACCCUCAACGACAACUUUCAUCUUAUGUAGAACAAAUCAAGAAGAUCGAUCUUAAAAUUGCAUAUAUAUGCUAUCCUCGCUCUAUUUAUUUACUUUAGCAAACGUUAUGAAAUCGACUAACGAAUCCGCGAUAAUUCAGUAUCCAUUACUAUUACGACCUAUAUAUUCUGUCACUAGUCAAUACUAACACUGCCAAUUUCACUGCUGAUGAUCAAGCUAUCAAGCACUUAUCGAUGAAUGUUCAAAUGAAUUUCAAAUAUCUAGAUCGAUUUUCAUUAUCUCAUACAUCAAAUGGAUAAUUUAAUUUAGAAUCUAUAUCUUUUUUAUAUACGUAACAUGAACACUGUAGCAGUUAAAAAUAUCGUUUUACAAAGAUAUUCCCUAAAAUGCUUCAAAAAUAUCAAUAAUAAUGU